Molecule: messenger RNA, 1494 nt
Organism: Actinia tenebrosa (Australian red waratah sea anemone)
Lineage: Eukaryota; Metazoa; Cnidaria; Anthozoa; Actiniaria; Actiniidae
Product: dnaJ homolog subfamily B member 9
Biological process (GO): ERAD pathway
Cellular component (GO): endoplasmic reticulum
Molecular function (GO): protein-folding chaperone binding; misfolded protein binding
Source: RefSeq, a predicted model, not a curated record
CUCAAUGUGCAGUUGUCCAACAGCAGCAAAACACGAGCCAACUGGGCGAAGAAACGUCAAUCUUAUCUAGUAAAGCACAGAUUUCUCUUCAAAAUAACGCUACAACACCACGAAUCGUCUGAAAAACCCUUAUUCUACACCAGCAGGAAGAAAUAAGGGAUAUUUAUGCUAUGAAUUACGAACAGUUAUUCGUUUUAACAACAGCAGCGUUGAGCGUGUUGGCGGCAGACUUCGCUUUAGCAAAGGACUAUUAUCAGAUUCUUGGAGUACCAAGAAACGCUUCAGAUAGACAGAUUAAGAAAGCUUUCAGAAAAAUGGCCGUUAAAUACCAUCCGGAUAAAAAUAAGAACAAAGAUGCAGAGGAAAAAUUUCGCGAAGUCGCUCAAGCAUAUGAAGUAUUAUCAGAUGAAAACAAAAGAAGACAAUAUGAUCAAUUUGGAGAAGAAGGACUUAAGGGAAAUGGUUUCGGAGGAGGCGGUGGCGGGGGAUUCGACUUUGGUGACAUUUUCGGUGACUUUAACUUCGGUGGUGGACACAAAACAAAUGGAAAUGGAUUCAAGUUUUCUUUCGGUGGUUUUGAUGAUUUCUUUAAUGACAAUGAGGAGGAAGAAGAUGAAGAUUUUGGUGGAAUGCACUUUGGUGGAUUUGAUUCUUUUUUCGGUGGUGGUGGUCAUGCUAGACAUCAGGAAAGACAAAAUAUGUUUGGAGAAGAGUUUCAAAGGACAGCAAGACGGUCAGAGUUCCAUCAGUCUAGUGGAGGUGGAGGAAGAAGUUGUACAACUGUAACAAGACGGGUCGGCAAUAUGGUCACAACCUUCACAGAAUGUACAUAGCAAAUUCAUAGAUUUAAAGACUGAUGGCUAACACACACAAAAUGUUUUGGUGUCUGAUCUGCUACUACUACACAGUAUAUAACUUUUUGCAGUUAUACUAGACAUACUAUUUUUGAUUUACAUUGUUGGGAAAAAUUUAUCUUUUUUCUUGUGCCCAACUGCAAUUUUCUAUUUUUUGUUGCAUUGUCAGCAUGAGAGGAACUUACAUUGUGUAUCUUGGCUUGCAACAACAGCAGCCUACAAAAAAUGUUGCAGAAUGUUCAAGCGUUUGAAAUUUUCUCUGGAAUUGCAUGCAUUUUUUGAUAAGCAUGUUUAAGGCUGCAACUUUUUUCCUGCCACAAAAUUCAAAAUUCCAUUGUUGGUGCAAGAAACAUUGUAGCAUGUAUUGCAUAUCAGCAAUACAUGCAAAAAAAAAAAAACAUUUUAAUGCUUGCUAUCAAUUUUCCAGUCCUAAUAUGCUUUAAUAACUAUGCUAAACCUAUGGCAGUGGUAGCUUAACUUGAAUGACCCACAGCGUUAAGAUUUUCAUUUUGUGUGUGUUAGUCAAAAUAUUAAUUAUAAAUCAACUGCUCUAAAUGAGAAGAGUUGGUAUCUCGAUGAUGUUAUCUGAACAACUUUUGUAUAAUAUUAUGGUAUAAUUUAAAAAAACCCACAUUUUCAA